Messenger RNA from Tricharina praecox, 471 nucleotides. RefSeq lists its product as uncharacterized. The transcript is spliced from 3 exons. The record is from RefSeq and is a predicted model, not a curated record. The coding region runs from base 97 to 384 and encodes 95 amino acids. Lineage: Eukaryota; Fungi; Ascomycota; Pezizomycetes; Pezizales; Pyronemataceae.
CAACACGAAGCCGCUCUGUCCAGACCGUAUGAAGCAUGAACGGUAUCACCGUCUCCGAGCACAUAGCGGGAUAGCCAAUACUUGCCAACCCUUCCCAUGUACCGCCCAGGGCCCGCCGGUGCAUGUGCCAUGAGACGCUGCAGCAUUGCUGGGCCCGGUCUGGACGCUUCGGGAUUCCCGUUGCUGCUGUGGAUGUGUGUGCUGGGUGGUAGGUAUGUACUCUACUCUACCAUACAGUACUCUACAUCCGUGCAAUGCAUGCUCAGUUGCCGUCGAGUGGAGUACACAUACUUCUUCAUACGGCCCACACGUAUCUAUGUCGGAUCCCUCUGCUGGCUCGUGGUGAUGCCGGUAGUUGCAGGAUCUGCGACUGAAUGUCUGUAGACUCUAUCGGGAGUCUCUGGGUGUGCACAUACUUGGAGUCCCGUUGCCCCUCCCUCUCCGGAAGCCACGAAGCCACAGAGUCCUCUG